Molecule: messenger RNA, 4441 nt
Organism: Galeopterus variegatus (Sunda flying lemur)
Lineage: Eukaryota; Metazoa; Chordata; Mammalia; Dermoptera; Cynocephalidae
Gene: MAP7D3
Product: MAP7 domain containing 3
Exons: 18
Coding region: 71-2923 (950 amino acids)
Biological process (GO): microtubule cytoskeleton organization
Cellular component (GO): microtubule cytoskeleton
Source: RefSeq, a predicted model, not a curated record
GCGGAGGCCGCCCCGACGCCUGCGCACUGUGGCCCGAGCGCCAGCAGCGGCUCCCCGCUCGGGACCGAAGAUGGCGGACCGUGUCAGCGUCGGUGGCAGCACAUCCUUGAAGGGUUUGCGGCGACGGAUGGUUGCUGCAGUUGAAGUAAUUGCUGAGGAGAGGAGAAAUCAAAGUGGGACUACCCCUGUUGUGUCCCCGUCUUCAAAUAUAAGAUCGUCAUUUAAACCAGUAAUAGAUGGAUCUGUGCUUAAAAAUGAUGUAAAACAACAAUUAGCAAAGGAACGCCGAGAAGAAAAAAAGAAACAACAAGAUGCCACUAAAGAAAUGCAGCUGUUGGAAAAAGAGAGAAAAACAAAGAUGCAGUGUGAAAAACAGAUGGAAGAAAGACAGAGAAAGUUGAGAGCUCAAAAAGAGAAAGAUGAGCAACGCAGGAUAUCUGCAGAAAAAAGAAGAAAACAGAAAUUAGAAGAAGAAACGGAAAAAUAUAAAGCUGUUCUUUGUCGUACUUUGGAACGGAGCAACAGAGUGGAUCAUCGGCAAAAAAGAUGGUCAUGGGAAGGCUCUGCAAACAUGACUAAUGACUGUAAAUAUGAAAAAAAGGAAAAGAAGAGCUCAUCUUUAAAUAGAAGAGAGAGCAAACUACAUUCAUCUACUAAUAUAGGACAAGUGGAAGAAAAGCCAGAUGCUCAUCACUCGGUUACAAAUUUUCCAGAGAAUAAUUUAAUCAGUCGCCUGCUCAUCCCAACAAAAGCCUCACUGGCCAGAAGUAAAAGUGCUAUUGCUCUUUCAGUUCCUGGAAAAGAUAUUCCAGGCAUCACUCAUAUAAUGCAGUAUGUAAAGAAGCCCUUGCGUAGCCAUAGUAGUGAUAAACUGGAGACUAACAUGCUUCCCGAGUCAAUAGCGGGAGUACUUCCUCAGACAAACUUAGAAGUGACUCCGCACAAAAAAGUAGAAAUAUUCCUCAAGAUGAGUGUGGAAGCACCUGCCAAGGCGAGUGUGGAAGCUUCCUCCAUGGUGAGCGGGGAAGCAUCCUCCGAGGUGAGCGCGGAAAUGGACCCCAAGGUGAGCGUAGAAAUAUCCUCCCAGGGAAGUAUGCAUACACCUCCUGAAGUAAGCGUGGAAACAUUUUCCAAAUUGACCAUGGAAGUAUCCCCCAAGGAGACUGUGGAAGUGCCCCUUGGGGCAAUUUUGGAAGUGCCCCCCAAGGUGACUGUGGAAGAGACCCCCACGGACAGUGUGGAAGUACCUGAGGCAGUUGUGGAAGUGCUCCCUGAGGUGAGCAAGAAAACAUCCCCAGAGGUGAACGUGGAUGUGUCCCCUGUGGUGAACACUGACACAUCCCCCGAUGUGUCCCUUGUGGUGAGCACUGACACAUCCGCCGAUGUGUCCCCUGUGGUGAGCAGUGACACAUCCCUCGAUGUGUCCCCUGUGGUGAGCACUGACACAUCCCCGGAGGUGAGCAUGGAAGUGAUCCCUGAAGAUAAUAUGGAAGCAUCCCUUGAGGAGAGUGGGGAAGCACCUCUCAUGGCCGAAAUGAAAGACUCUCCACAGACAUCAGAAGUGGACCAACAGGCCUCAAACCCUGUUACCAAGAAGCGCCCAUCGUCACACAUACCAUGUUAUAAGUGGUCAUUGGGACAUGCAAGAAGGUGGCAUUCAUCUUCUCCCAUCAACACUAACAGACAAACUCAAAAGAACCGUCUCUGGUCAUCUUCAUCAGUCAUAUCAAAACAAUCAGCACAGUAUUCACUUUCUUAUAGAGUAAUACCUGUUCAGUGUAGCCCGUUUGUACAGAAUCCAUUAGGUACUGUCAACAAGAAAAGAGAAACAGUUUCUGAAACCACUAACAAAUGUGAGGAUGGGAGCCAAAGGCAAAUGAUCUGUGAAGAUCCCGGUAAUAAAAACACACCUGGGACUAUGAGUGCCGAGGAGGCAACAAAAAUUUUGGCAGAAAGACGCCGCCUUGUUCGUGAACAAAGAGAAAAAGAUGAAAGACUACAGGAAGAGAUGGAAACAAGUUUCAUCGAGAAAGUGAAAAAUAUGGCAACAAUUGAAAGCCAAGUAGAAGAGUUCUUGAAAUUUGAAGAUGGGCAGCAACAAAAUGAGAUGAGAAUGAAUAAAGGAUGUAAGGAUCACGAUGACGAGGAUGUACUACUUCAGAAAGAGGAUGCCAAGCUGAAAGCUCAAGAGGAAGCUGAUAAACGCAAGAAGGAGCGCGAGAGGAUUAUGUUACAAAAUUUACAAGAAAGAUUAGAAAGAAAGAAGAGAAUUGAAGAAAUAAUGAAACGGACCAGAAAGACUGAUGUGAUUGCCUUAAAGGCUACAGAAAUAUCCGGCAAUGACACAUAUGAAGAGGAUGAGGCCGAUGACGAAAACGAGACAGAAACUGAUGAGGACUCCUUUGAAAUAUUUCCUCCAGUCAUGCUAAAUGACAGAGAUUCAUCUACCAAACCCAAAAUGACUCUUAAAUAUGCAAAGAAAAUGCCUAAGCUAGUAUUUUUAACAGCCGCUACUGACCGUAACAAAACAAAGACAUACUUUACCGCUACUGACCGUAACAAAACAAAGACAUACUUUAAUUGUGGUGUGAAAAACUUCAGAAAAGAAAACAUGAAAGACCCAUCUACUGAGGCAAAAGCCUCAAGAUCAUCCACCAAAAGAAAGACCACUCGAAAAGCAAAAACCGGAAAGAAAAACGAAACCAAUAACACCAUGAAACCUUCCAAGAGUCUGAAUCUAAAGCAAGAGUGGAUCCUUGAAAUUACUGAUGUCGUAAGUCACCCAGAAACAUCUGUCACAGGUAUUCCUCCUGAAAGCCACCAACCCAAUCUGAAGGAAUCCAUCCCAUCUUGCCAAAGUCCCCAAACACCUCAAGAUGAGAAGAUAGGCAGCAAACCUGUUUCUGCUCAUUCAGAUAUAUAAACCGCAUGCAGCCUGGGAGAUGUAUCCUCCUACUUUGUAGAGCUCAACUCCCAGGCGCAUCUCUAAUAAUUUAUCUGCUUCUGACUUUCACCGGGCAGAGGAAAUGACCAUCAGAAAAAAAGGAAAACAUCAGAAUGCCACUUUGAUAUGUAUCUCAGAAGAUUUUCCUAUCAUCUUUUCCUAUUGUGUCCAAACAAGAGUUCUGAGUAAAGAGUCAUUUUUGUUUUCCUUGAAAAAUCACCAUUGUCUGUCAUUCUUGUGUUUUCCACCAAUAUGUGUGCUAGAGUGAGUGUGUAUCAAGGAUGCUUUCAUAACAUGCUUACUAUCAAAUUUCUAAAAGAAGCCUAUUAAAGGAAUAAUUCUUUCAGUAUAGAUUUGAAAUCUUAAUGUUUCUUCUAUUUAACAACGAUAUUAAUUUUAACAACUAAAAACUCUCAUUUGAUCUUGUAGAGAACAUAAUGGAUUAUGCAAGGGACUCGGGAUUGCUCACGAGAACUAUGUCAGAUUGUUUCUAAUAUACAGAUAGUGAAGAUUGCAAAAUAUAGUAAAUUGUAUUUUACUAUUAUAUGUGUAUAUUUUCAACACUGCCUUCGUCUGUGCCAACAAGUGCACAGGUACCGAUACCCCCAAAUGCUGGGAGUCCUAUAAAGUGUUAUCUUGGAACAAUUAGCAUCUUUCAUGCUCUUGUAAUUGUUUACUUCUGAAGUACAUAUUGGUGUUUACCUAGAAAAACAUGUAUUAUUUGUAUUGUGUACAUAAAGCAGUACUUGGCUGUUGCCUCAUGGGGCAUGUUUAAUUCCUGUCAAUGUUUAAUGUUUAUAAUCUUCUCCUGCUUGUGCUUUCUACUCCUGUCCUUUACUGUACACUCAGGCUUGGGGUAUGUAACCAAAAUGUGCUUGCCUUCCUCUGGCCACUGGCUGCAUGUAUACAGGAGCAGUGUUAUUCUUCAGUCCCUGGGAUGGGCACAGAGACGUGCACACAGUUGUACACACACGUACGUACACACACGGGAUAUAUGCUUCCAUAAAACUUGAGUGCACAUUAGUUGUCCGAGUGCUCAUGAGUUUUCAGUGUUGAACUGCAGAUAGUUUGAAGCAGGCAAGUGUUUUGGCCAGCAGUCUUGGAUUAGUAAAAGGAAGUAAUUAUUCUUUCUGAUUCCCUAGUUCUUUGCUGCUCAGAGUACUGUACCUUUUUAUAUAUUAGAGUUGGGUGCCUUAGGUUUAAAAACUAUUUUUAUACACUAGCUCUUUCAUACAGAAGGCAGAGACAAUCAUCCUAACAAAUGAGUUUCUGAUAUUUUUCUGCACAAAUGUCACAUGUUGAAAUACUCUUUUACAGCUCCAUAUAAAUGUUUGCUAUAUGAAUAAACUUUGCACAAGUAAAUAAAUUUAACACAAGUUUUCUUUUCGUUAUAAUAGUAAAAAAAUGUACUGGUGGUGGUAUGAAGGUGACACAAAUUGUUAACCAAGCUAUGAACACAGGUAAUCAGCAAGUUCAAUAAACAAUCAAAUCCUCUGA